GCUCAACGAAACUUAAAAUGUACCUCUACACCUCUAAACUUCCUCUAAAAUCAAAAUUUAUUUUUCGAAUUAUUCGAAAUUUUCAUUCCUUUACUCCUCCUACCCCUCGUCCACAAAAUUAUUCUUCCUAUUUGGGGAGGGGAGUACCAACAGUUGGGAUUCGAAGGGAAACGAUUAAUGCUUGGGAGAGAAGAGUUCCAUUAACACCAAAUCAUGUAAAAGUUUUGACAAAGAAGGGAGUUCGAGUAAUUAUUCAGCCGUCAAAUAGAAGGGCUUUUCCAAUACAGGAUUAUAUUGGGGCGGGCGCAACGGUUCAAGAAGACCUUAGCCAAGCUCAAUUAAUUGUUUCUGUCAAACAAGUGCCAGUCGAGGACCUAAUCGCAAACAAAACUUAUGCGUUCUUUUCCCACACAAUUAAAGCGCAACAGGACAAUAUGGAAAUGUUGGACAGUAUUUUGGCAAGAAAGAUUAGAUUAAUUGAUUUUGAGAAGAUGACAGAUAUUGAGGAUAGACGACUUGUAUAUUUUGGAAAAUGGGCGGGAUAUACGGGAUUUAUUGAUAUAUUGCAUGGAUUGGGACUUAGACUUUUGGCUCUAGGGCAUCAUACACCUUUUAUUCACAUUGCAUUAGCACACAACUAUAGUGAUAGUCACAUGGCAAUUAAUGCCGUUCGCGAUUGUGGCUAUGAAAUAGCCUUGAAUCGAAUGCCUAGAAGCAUUGGGCCUUUAAUUUUUGUAUUUACCGGAACAGGAAAUGUUUCUAAAGGCGCCCAAGAACUUUUUAGACAUUUUCCCCACGAAUUUGUGGAUGCCAGUACUUUACCUCAAGUAGCCAAGAAAGGACAAUUAAGCAAAGUUUAUGGUUGUGUUGUUUCUCGUGCUGAUCAUAUGAUUAGGAAGGAAGGAGGAAUUUAUAAGCGGGAAGAAUUUGAGAAGCAACCAGAACUUUAUGUUUCCAAGUUUGCUAGUGAAAUUGCCCCCUACGCUACAGUAAUCUUAAAUUGCGUCUUUUGGGGAGUGAAUACACCAAGACUGCUUACAAUACCAGACGCCAAAAUUCUAUUAACCCCACGAGUAAAUAAAAGUUUGGAGGUGCCAGGAUGCCCUUCCCUUCCACACAGAUUAAUGGCUAUUUGUGAUAUUUCUGCUGAUCCUGGAGGUUCUAUCGAAUUUAUGACUGAAUGUACAACUAUCGAUAAGCCUUUUACUGUUUAUGAUGCCGAUUUGAAUCAAUCAACUGAUAGUUUUGAUGCCCCCUCGGGAUGCUUGAUUUGCUCUAUAGAUAAUAUGCCUGCCCAACUUCCAGUAGAAGCUAGUGAACAAUUUGGCUCCCUUUUAUUACCUUAUGUAAUGGAUUUGUUGAAUUGUUCAACAGACCAGCCAUUUAAUUCCUUACAAUGUUCUGAGGAAGUUAAACGUGCAAUAAUUACGACAGAUGGAGAAUUGACCCCAAAUUAUAAAUAUAUUGAAGAGCUUAGAAAUGAGCAGAGACGAUCAGCCCACAAAUCCCGUGCAAUGACCCCUACAACUAGACGUGUUUUGCUUCUUGGUGCUGGAAUGGUAUCUGACCCUCUUGCAAAAUAUUUUGCCGGUUUACCCCAUGUUGCCCUAACGGUGGCUGAUUCAUCCAGAAAUGUUCAGAGACAUUCUUCUUUGGGAGAUAAUAUAGAAACGGUUAUUGUGGAUGUACAUAAAGAGACGGAACGUGUUAAUGAACUUGUGGCAAAAAACGAGCUUUGUAUUUCUCUACUACCAUAUACCCUACACCCUCAAAUUGUCCGUAUGUGUAUUAAAAAUCAGACAAACAUGGUUACAAGUAGUUAUAUUACACCUGAAUUACAAGCUAUGAAUGAUGCUUGUAAAACAGCAGGUAUAACAGUUAUGAAUGAGGCUGGUUUAGACCCAGGAAUUGACCAUAUGUUAGCAAUGCAGUGUAUAGAUCAAGUACAUGCUUAUGGUGGGAAGGUCGUUUCCUUUGUGAGUUUUGCUGGUGGCCUCCCUGCUCCAGAAGCAUCAGAUAACGCUUUGCGUUAUAAAUUUUCUUGGAGUCCAAAAGGUGUUUUAAUGGCAUUAACUAGCCCAGCACGUUAUUUAAUGAAUGGAAAUGUUGUUGAAUUAGGAAGUAAUGGAGAAGUUUUUGAGGACCUUCAUGAAAUUGAUUUUAUGCCUGGUUUUAAUUUAAUUGGAUAUGCAAAUAGAGAUUCUACAAAAUAUGCAGAAAUUUAUGGGGUACAGGGAGAAUGCAAAACUCUUUUGAGAGGAACUCUGCGUUAUAAGGGUUUCGUGGAAGCGGUUAAAGCAUUAAAACAACUUGGCUAUUUAUCAACAGAAAAGAAAGACUUUCUUGAUCCAACAGAAGGUCCAGACUUGACGUGGAAACAAAUAACAGCUUCCCUAUUAAAUCAACAAAUUGACAUCUUCCCCGAUUCUUUAAAAAAUAUUGCUUUGGAUUGUUUGGGUGGAGAGGGGAAAAUACGAGAAUUAAAUGGAUUAGACCAAAUUGGACUUUUUUCCGAUGCAAUGCCAGAACGUCACUUGACUCCUCUAGACACUCUUGUCCCUCACUUAGCUAAAGCUCUUGCUUACAUUCCUGGCGAAAAAGAUUUGGUCAUUUUAAAUCAUGACAUUGUUGCCCAACUUCCAUCUGGAGCAUUGGAAUAUCACCGUAUAAAUCUGGUUGCCUACGGUGAACAACCCAAAAAUGGCUAUUCGGCUAUGGCAAGUACUGUGGGUUAUACAGCUGCUAUUGUUAGCAAUAUGAUUUUGAAUGGUGAAAUACAAGAAACUGGAAUGUUGAGACCAACAUCCAAAACAGUUUAUAGGCCAGUCCUCCAAAGAUUGAAGGAUUUUGGAAUUAAAGCAAAUUCUAUUGUGAAACAACAAAAUUUUUAA
This is a messenger RNA of Meloidogyne enterolobii, 2891 nucleotides long. The record is from the annotation of a GenBank genome assembly. NCBI's taxonomy places the organism in Eukaryota, Metazoa, Nematoda, Chromadorea, Rhabditida, Meloidogynidae.